AUGCCGCGCCUACGCGUCGAACCCGUCACUUGCAAGCCCUCUGGCAAGGGCAGCGAUCCCCAUCAUGUACCAAACUUUCCCACCAUUCAAGGAGAUCCUGGCUUUCUUGAACCCUUUACCCAGUUUCCAAAGUCAGUCACCUAUGCAAGCAUGCAGACACCCGGGUUUCUUCAAGUGCCUGACCUCAUUGUCCUCCUCCUGGAAAGAAUGGAUAAGUUCGUUCCUCCACUGCCUAAUCUCUUUAAUGGCUACACCGCGGACCUCCUAAAUGAGAGUGAGGUCCUAUUGAGCGCCCUCAUCCACGGAGGCGAUUUCCAUGCGGCCUUUAUUGGGCGCGAGCUGGAUGAGGCUUCACCCACGCAACUCUGCAUCCUUCUACAGCUCUUCCUUCUGCGGCUGGAGUACCCGCCACUUUUGGCUUCCGAAGAGUUGUGUGGACUGCUUUCGCAGGAGGAUUUCCCUGUCACUCCUAUAGUAGGCGUUUGCAACCCUGUCACCUAUGAUUUUGUUGCCAAAGAGCUAAAAGCCAGUUUGGUAGGUUCGCUAGUCGCACAGAAUGCCACCUAUGCCUUCAUCAUGGAACGGUUUCAGCGUUGGUGCCAGAAAGAACUGGCUUUUCGUCUGGCCGGUGGUGGUUCCAGCUUGGAGAGUGCGGAGGUGUACAAACAGGCAGUGGAUUUUCUUGCCCGUCUCUUCUCCAACAGUCUCAUUGGUAUAAAUAACUACUACCUGGCAGCCAAUAGGAUGCGAACCUGUUGUCAUAUUUCGGCGCCGGAUAUGAAGCAGAAGAUUGUUCGCCUGUGUUUAGGCUUCAUACCAUCACGCUUUUGGCACGAUAUAUCUCUUCACGGUAUCAUUCAGCCUCCUCUGCCCGGAUCACAGACGGCCCUCUGGCCACCCGAAAAGGCAGCAAGCGCGCCAAAAUACAUGUCCGUUGACCCGUCAGAUUACGUUUGA
Spirometra erinaceieuropaei is the source of this 957-nucleotide messenger RNA. NCBI's taxonomy places the organism in Eukaryota, Metazoa, Platyhelminthes, Cestoda, Diphyllobothriidea, Diphyllobothriidae. The record is from the annotation of a GenBank genome assembly.